Molecule: messenger RNA, 696 nt
Organism: Biomphalaria glabrata
Lineage: Eukaryota; Metazoa; Mollusca; Gastropoda; Planorbidae
Exons: 6
Coding region: 77-661 (194 amino acids)
Cellular component (GO): mitochondrion
Source: RefSeq, a predicted model, not a curated record
UAAAAGAUCGAAAUGACAAAUAUACGUCAAUGUCAAUGUCAUUUUCUUCUUCUCCCUAGCAGCUCCAACCGUUACAAUGUCUCACAGUCUGAAAAUUAUUUCAAGUUUAACCAAAGUAACAUCUCCUGAAGUUAAACGGAGUUUGACGAGACUCUCACGUGGAGCUUUUAUGAGUACAAGUCAGUCUCCACCUGGUCAGUCGGAUAAGAAAGCUCCUCCACUUCCACCUAAGAAAACUAAAGCGCAUAAAGAAGAAGCUCAAGUUGCUGAGAAAGGAGACACCUAUAAGGCUGGUGAAAGCUACUUCAGCUUCAAUCCAUAUAGUUUCUAUGAUUUUGAAAAAGAUAUGCACAAGCACAGAGCGCCACAGCCAAGUUCUCUUCCCAAGGAGAAAUAUUAUUGUAAUGAAGUUGAACCAAUGGAAGAGGAGGAAGCAAUAGAGAUCAAACCACCACAACAAAGACGCCUUCUACCAAAUCCUUGGGGCUACUUAGUGGAAUGGCCCGGUAUGAAUGAAGUGAAAGUUCAGGAGGCUAAAAAGAAGCAGGUCAAAGUUAAGAAGCGAAAUACAAAUGAUUACGUUCCUGUGGUUGAGAAUGUUUAUCCAGUGAAGAGAGACCCCAAGAAAGACCCAUUCUACAAAGCCCGCAUCAAUCUCUGAGCUGCGACCUCAACAAAUAUAUCUGGUGUAAGAAA